AUUUACAUUUAUUGUGAUAAGUAUUAUAACAUUAAUUGAUUAAUAAUCUUGUAAUUAUGGUUUUUAAAUUUUAUACUAUUUUUAUCUGUCGGUCCGAGUGUUAACUUAUUGAAAUCUUAUACUAAGUGGAUCAGCUUUAAUUAAAAAAAAUAAAAAUGCAUAAGGUAUACGAGAAUUUCAUAUAAUUCCAAGAAUAAUAUGAGUACUUUACAUAAAAAUUGUCUCGCACAACCUGGGCGAAAAAAAGUUCAAAUAUCAUUUGUAAUUCGUGAUGAAGUAGAACGUAGACAUCGGGCUGGUGUUAACUCAUUACAGUUAGAUUCCAAACAAGGAAUAUUAUAUUCUGCUGGACGUGAUGGCAUUAUACGACAGUGGGAUGUUCGAGAUAAUAUUGAAGCAACAUAUUUGCGUUCAUUAGAACAUCAUACUGAUUGGGUUAAUGAUAUUGUAUUAUGUUGUGGUGGAAAUUAUUUAAUUUCUGCUAGUUCUGAUACUACUGUAAAAUUAUGGGGAUUACGGAAAGAAAAUACUUGCCUAUCAACAUUACGAACUCAUAAAGAUUAUGUUAGAGCUCUGGCAUACGCUCGUGAUAAAGAAGUGGUUGCUUCUGCUGGAUUAGACAAAACAAUAUUCAUGUGGGAUGUUAAUAUGUUAACUACUUUAACUACCACUAAUAAUACUGUAACAACGGCUUCCUUACCAGGUAGCAAAAAUUCUAUUUAUAGCUUAGCAUUGAACAAUAGUGGAACAGUUUUAAUCAGUGGAAGUACAGAAAAAGUUUUAAGGGUAUGGGAUACAAGAACAAGUGAUUGUAUGAUGAAACUAAUUGGACAUACAGAUAAUGUUAAAGCUUUAGUUGUGAAUCGAGAUGGUACACAGUGUUUGUCUGGCAGCUCAGAUGGUACUAUUAAGUUAUGGUCACUAGGACAGCAACAAUGCAUACAAACAUUACGAAUACAUAAAGAAGGAGUUUGGGCUUUAACUGCAACAGACAACUUUUCUCAUGUUGUGUCUGGCGGUCGUGAUAAAAAAAUUUAUAUGACUGAUUUAAAAAAUCCUAAUAAAGUUCAACUUGUAUGUAAUGAAUCAGCUCCAGUUGUCAAAAUGGUUACAACUCCAGAUAUGAGUGCUAUUUGGGUUGCAACAUCCGAGUCCUCGAUUAAUUGUUGGAAAUUACGAAAAAGUGAUGAAUCAGCUGAUUUUGAAGAUCUAUCAACUACACCAUAUAAUCAGGAACCAUAUCGGACUCUUAAAGGAGCUGCUGCUAUUAGAAAAUAUCAUGUACUUAAUGAUAAACGAACUAUACUUACUCAAGAUACUGAAAAAAAUGUUGCCGUUUAUGAUGUUCUUAAGGCUUCCAAACUUCAAGAUUUAGGUCAAGUUGAUUUUGAUGAAGAAAUAAAAAAACGACAUCGUAUAAUAUUUAUACCAAAUUGGUUUAGUGUUGAUUUAAAAACAGGAAUGUUAACAAUUCACUUGGGUCAAGAUGAAAACGAUUGUUUUGCAGCUUGGGUUUCUGCUAAGGAAGCUGGAAUAAAUGUUACAGACGAUAACUUAAGAGUGAAUUAUGGUAAUCGGAUGUUGCGUUCACUGUUAGAGAAUUGGCUUAAUCGCAUUCAAACAGAUCAUGGGUCUACUGAAACCGUCCAAUCCACUGAACUCAAUGCUCAGACAAAACUCGAUUCUCAGUGUUGCAAAAUUCCACGACAUACACCACUUAUGAUUAGUGAAGUUGGUGGUCGGUGUCUAUAUAGAAUGUUGGUCAGCCAGGCAGGAGAUGAAAAUGAUGUUUCAAUUUUAAAUGAAAUUAUUCCUGCUUGGGUGAUGAAUGUUAUUGUUGAAAAAAGUAUACCUAAAGCACUUAAGAUAUCAUUUUAUCUUGUACCAUUAUCAAAUACUUGCAUUCGACCUGUGAAAAAUGGCACUCUUCGUCCAAGUCGAGAUCGCUUAGUGGCUAAUGAUUUUAUUCAAGUGCAAAAGAUUGCCGAAUAUAUCCAUGAAAAAUUAUCUGAAAACGAUGGAAGUGGUCCAUAUAAUAAGACUUCAGACUGUAUUAGCAAUCACUUACAAGGAAAUACACCAGAGAAAAAUUUUGAACUAAGUUGCAAUGAUCAAGUGCUUUCUCCUACAAUGGACUUAAGAACUGUGAAACAUUUCAUUUGGAAAUCAUCAGCUGAUUUAACAAUAUACUUCAAAGCCAAACAUUAAGUUAAAAAUUAAGUUUUUAUU
Messenger RNA from Sipha flava (yellow sugarcane aphid), 2229 nucleotides. Its product is annotated as WD repeat-containing protein 48. Gene Ontology annotation, molecular function: ubiquitin binding. NCBI's taxonomy places the organism in Eukaryota, Metazoa, Arthropoda, Insecta, Hemiptera, Aphididae. Gene Ontology annotation, biological process: protein deubiquitination; double-strand break repair via homologous recombination. The transcript has 10 exons. The record is from RefSeq and is a predicted model, not a curated record. Bases 199 to 2208 code for a protein of 669 amino acids.